This is a messenger RNA of Elaeis guineensis (African oil palm), 3951 nucleotides long. RefSeq lists its product as uncharacterized. The record is from RefSeq and is a predicted model, not a curated record. Lineage: Eukaryota; Viridiplantae; Streptophyta; Magnoliopsida; Arecales; Arecaceae. Gene Ontology annotation, molecular function: protein binding.
GGUAAAGUUAUCUUGAUUCCAAGAGCUAGAAAGAGCACCAAUUAUUCUAUCUGAGGAAUUUUCCAAUUCCGAGUCCAUGUCGAUAUCCAAUUUCUUCUUUAAACUCUUGCGAUUUGGUACAUGUAUUUCAGAAAUUGUUCUAGCCAAGAAAAGCCUCCGUUUCUUCCAUUCAACCAACGAAAAUUUGAUCAAAAGCCUCCUGGAGCUGCUGUCGACUGUUAUUCUGAGCGGAGUUUUGUGAUCUCUUAUUAAGUCCAAAUAGAGAAGACAAGAUCACCAACACCUGGUAGAUCUUUGUGAUUUUUUUCUUUCGGUUGAAAGAGAUACUGGGAUGCGGAGGACUUCUUCGUGGCUCGCCUCCUUUCCCGUGUCUUCUUCAGCGAGAGAUGCCGCCGCCUUUCGAACUGGCCGCCAUGUCAUCCUUCCACCAACUCCUAGAAGGAAUACUGGAUCAUCUUCUCGUGAAACCGCCCCGAAUAAGAAAAUCCGGGGUGGAAACUCGGAGUUGGAAAGCCUGGUGAUCGAACGAUGUCGAUCGGAGGCUCUUGCAAUCGAAGAUGCGAUCGAUUUGUUUGACACUGCCGCGAGUGCGAGCCCGAAACCCUCCAUCUAUGCCAUCAACGUCCUCCUCAACGCCAUCUGUCGAAUGAAGCAUUACCCAACUGUUCUCUCUCUAUACAACAAACUAAAUCAAAUGCAAGGAAUCCCGCCCAGCAUGCCCACAUAUGGAGUCCUUAUCAAAUGUUGCUGUCGCAUGAAUUGGGUGGAUUUGGGCUUCGGCGUCUUCGGGGACAUCCUGAAACGUGGCCAUGUCCCCGACGCUAUAAUCUUCAACUCUCUUGUCGAUGGUCUCUGCUCCGAGAAGAGGGUAAGCGAAGCAGCCACGGUGUUCGAUAGAAUGUCUCGGAUGGAAUGUCAACCUAAUGUCUUCUUAUACAAUGCUCUCAUCAAGGGGCUGUGCGGUAGUGGGCACAUGGGCUUAGCAUUGGAGCUGCAUCAGAAAAUGGCCACCUUGGGUGAUUGUUGCAAACCCGAUGUGGUUACGUAUAACACAAUUAUCGAUUACCUUUGCAAAGAAGGAGCUGUAAGCAAGGCUCUCAAACUGUUUGAUGAAAUGACUCAUGCUGGUAUUGCCCCAGAUGUUCGCACAUACAACAGCAUUAUUCAUGGGCAUUCGACUUUAGGCUGCUGGAAAGAGGCAAUCAAUAUUUUCAAGGAAAUGGUCGAUCGAGACCUUUCGCCGAAUGUGGUGACAUUCAGCAUGCUGAUGGAUUCACUUUGCAAGCAUAACAAGACUGCAGAAGCUCAUAAACUACUUGAUUUGAUGAAUGAAAAAGGUGAAAAGCCAGACUUAAUCUCAUAUACUGUAUUGGUGCAAGGAUAUUGCCAGGAGAGCCGUCUUGCAGAUGCAAGGAAAGUCUUUGAUUCCAUGUCAGGUAAAGGUCUUUCUCCCGAUUGUUAUACAUACUCUACCUUGAUUAAUGGAUUCGUCAAGAAUCAAAAAAUGGAUGAGGCUGUGGAGCUAUUCAAGAAAAUGCAACAACAAGGUUUGAAGCCUAAUGUUGUUACCUAUAGUGCUCUACUAGAUGGACUAUGCCAUGUUGGAAGAGUGGAGGAUGUUGGAAACCUCCUUGAUGAGAUGGUGGCACAAGGAAUCCACCCAAAUGUAAUCACUUACAGCUCUAUAAUAUGUGGUUUUGGUAGACAUGGGAAGUGGAAAGAAGCUUUUCAGUUGCUUAAUGAAAUGAUAGAGCGAGGAAUCCAUCCGAACAUCGUGACACUCACUGCAUUGAUCAAUUUCAUUUGUAAAGAAGGAAAGGUUCAAGAGGCACAUAGAUUAUUGGAAAAGAUGAUUAGUGGGGGCAUUGAGCCUAAUGUUGUUACUUAUAGUACACUAAUAGAUGGUUACUGUAUGGUAGGGCGAAUGAAUGAUGCAGUGAGAGUUUAUGACUUGAUGGUUUCAAAAGGCCUUAAGCCCAAUACUGUAACAUACAAUACAUUAAUUGAUGGAUAUUGCAAAAGGUGGAGGAUUGAUAAGGCUCUGAGUCUGUUUAAUGCAAUGCCUGGUAAUGGAGUGCAGCAUACAGUAGUUGCAUACACCACCAUAUUAGCUGGAAUGUAUCGUGUUGGUAGGGUUACCGAUGCUGAAAAAUUCUUUGACAAGAUGCUUGCUGCUGGGGUACGUCCAAACCUUUACACAUAUAAUACAAUCUUGGAUGGGCUUUGCAGAAACCAGUGUAUUGAUAUAGCUAUGAAGCUAUUUCAAGAUGCAUUAUUGUCCGAUGUUAACCUCGACAUUUUCUCUUUCAAUACAAUAAUUGAUGGUUUGUUUAAAGUUGGUAAGAUCAAUGAAGCCAAAAAUCUCUUCAGUACAAUCUCUACCAAAAAUUUGAAGCCGACUAUUAUUACUUAUACGAUAAUGGUGAAAGGACUAAUAAAGGAAGGGUUGUUUGAAGAGGCUGAUUAUUUGCUCUUGCACAUGGAGAAAUCUGGUUAUCCUGCAGAUUCUGUAAUGUUCAAUGCCAUGGUUCGUGGUUUGCUGGAGAAAGAUAAGAUAGAAAAAGCAAUGGAAAUUAUUAGAAAAAUGAAGGAGAAAAGCUUUUCUUUUGAGGCAUCAACUGCUUUUCAGAUAUUCGAGAUGUUAUCAAAGAAUGGACAAUAUCAUGAUUAUCUGAAGUUACUUCCAGAUUUUUCCAAGCACUCUGCAAAGUGAACGAAGUUACCAUGAAUCGUUAAUGAUCUUCUGCCUGGGACAACAACAUUGCGAUGGCCACCAUUGAGUGGGGAAGCCAGGUAUCUGAAUUUGAUCAUGCUUGCUUUUGAGCAGAUGAAGAGAUGAAUUCUACAUGUUCUUUGAAGAUAAUGCUAGAAUUGUAGUGGAUCUGAAGGGUGAAAUGCAGAAGUCCGCUAUCACUGAACUUACUGGAAGGAUUGUGCUGAUAUUUGGCAUGGAUUGCAGCUCAUAUUUGCAUCCAGUGUGAGAAGCAAUGAGGAUCCAAAUUCAUGCAGGCAUUCUAGAUUGCGAGUUUGGUAUAAUGGGCACCAUCUCCUUUUGACGUCACAUAGAAUACCUACCAUUUAGUCAUUUGCUAGCAUUGAUAUUCCUGAGGGAGUUUGAGAAAGUUCAACUGACAUGUCACAAGUGUAAUUGCUGAACUAAUCAAGUGUGUAAAUGACCAAUAUCAAAUCAAUCGUGAAGCAAUUGGCACAGGUGUUUUAAUUAAAACCAUAGAUGACUAUGAUCCCUUAGAGAUGGAACAGUCACAAACACACGAAGCGAAUGUGCUUAGUGAUCUCGAGGUGCAUAUUUGUGGAUGAUAUGAAGCAAUGUGAAGGGGUUGUGACAGCGCACUAAUGUGGAUGACUAGGUGAUUGUUACUAUUCAGGAGAGUGGAGCAUUUCUACUAAUUGAAGUUAUCUAUUAAUUCUUAAAUAGUUCUUAGGAUAUUUUUCCCCUGGUCAGAAAUCAAAAAUAUGGGCUUGGUUGUAAUCACUUUUCUUAAAGGAACUGCACGACAUGCAUCAAAGUUGUAUGCUCGUGGUGUCCAUAAGGUCUCUGAUUGGUUCCUAUGGUUGGAAAAUGCAGCAGGUUUGACUUGUUAUAUCUGAAUUCAUUAGUCUACGUCCCAUGCAGAAAAGGUCCUAUCUCCAUACUCCCCUCCCACCAGAAAAAUAAGAAAAUUUGGGAGAAGGAAAAAAGAAAAAAAAAUGGUAACACUUGUGAUUGAUGUGAUGCAUGGUUUUAUAGCCAUAGCUAUUAGUGAGAUCAACCAUGCAGCUAAUGAAACAGCUGUCGCAUGCUGUUUAAUAUCUGAUUCAUCUAUGUACAGAAUUUGUCUUAUAAUGUGCUGUGCUUUCCUUGCUUUUGACUAGAUAAAUAUCUAGCAAAUUUUAUCCAUUUUGCUUCGACAUACGUGAAUAUUCUCAGGCAUGCAAAAUUUCUUUUUGCUA